GGAGGUGGUGCCCGGAGCGCCCCUGAAGGGGGUGCGGGGCCCACGCCCCGGAAGUCCCCGAGUCUUUGGGACUCUCUCUGGUCCAGUGGUGGAGGGAGCCGGGGCUGGCCGCCUGGAUACCGGGUACCUGGGGUCAGAGAAGCAGAGCGAAGUGUUUCCAAUUGGCGUCAAGGGUGGGAGGAGAUGCCUGGGCUCCGGGAGAAGGCUACACGGGCAAGCUGUGGAGCAGCGGCCCCGUGGACUGCCCCUCCUGAGCUCUGAGAGGGCAAGCAGAGUCCGACCGGGACAGGGGUCCCUGGGAGCAGAGGUGGUGAGGACAGUAGCUGCCCGGCUCCAGGAAGGAGGCGAGGCGGGAUGAUUCCGGUGGCGGAGUUCAAGCAGUUCGCGGAGCACCAGCCCGCCUUCAAGGUGCUCAAACCUUGGUGGGACGUGCUGGCCGAGUACCUCACCGUGGCUAUGCUCAUGAUCGGGGUCUUCGGCUGCACCCUCCAGGUGACACAGGACAAGAUCAUCUGUCUGCCCAGUCAUGAACCCCGGGAGAACUUAUCAGAGGCCCCGUGCCAGCAACUGCUGCCGCGGGGGGUCUCCGAGCACAUGGGGGACCUCCGGGAGUUGAGCGGCCUCAGGAACAACCUGGACCUGCAGCAAUACAGCUUCAUUAACCAGCUCUGCUACGAGACGGCCCUCCACUGGUACGCCAAGUACUUCCCCUACCUGGUCGUCAUCCACACGCUCAUCUUCAUGGUCUGCACCAGCUUCUGGUUCAAGUUCCCCAGCACCAGCUCCAAGAUUGAGCACUUCAUCUCCAUCCUGGGCAAGUGUUUCGACUCUCCGUGGACCACGCGGGCCCUAUCCGAGGUCUCCGGGGAGAACCACAAGGACCCUGCCGCCGCCGGGCGGGCAAUGGUGACCAUGGCAGCAGCGGCGGCAGGACCGGGGAAGGCAGGUGAGGGUGAGAAGGGGAAGAUGCUGGCGGAGCCCGAGAAGGUGGUGACGGAGCCACCGGCUGUCACCCUGCUGGACAAAAAGGAGGGUGAGCAGGCCAAAGCCCUGUUUGAGAAGGUCAAGAAAUUCCGCAUGCACGUGGAAGAGGGGGACAUCCUGUACACCAUGUACAUCCGGCAGACGGUGCUCAAGGUCUGCAAGUUCUUGGCCAUCCUGGUCUACAACCUCAUCUAUGUGGGGAAGAUCAGCUUCCUGGUGGCCUGUAGGGUGGAGACCUCGGAGGUCACGGGCUAUGCCAGCUUCUGCUGCAACCACACCAAGGCCCACCUCUUCUCCAAGCUGGCUUUCUGCUACAUCUCCUUCGUGUGCGUCUACGGGAUCACCUGCUUUUACACACUCUGCUGGCUCUUCCACCGGCCCCUCAAGGAGUACUCCUUCCGGUCCGUGCGGGAAGAGACGGGCAUGGGCGACAUCCCCGACGUCAAGAACGACUUCGCCUUCAUGCUGCACCUCAUCGACCAGUACGACUCACUCUACUCCAAGCGCUUCGCUGUCUUCCUCUCUGAGGUCAGCGAGAGCCGCCUGAAGCAGCUCAACCUCAACCACGAGUGGACGACUGAGAAGCUGCGGCAGAAGCUGCAGCGCAACGCCUGCGGCCGGCUCGAGCUGGCCCUCUGCAUGCUCCCGGGGCUGCCCGACACGGUCUUCGAGCUCAGCGAGGUGGAGGCCCUGCGGCUGGAGGCCAUCUGUGACAUCACCUUCCCCCCAGGCCUCUCGCAGCUGGUGCACCUGCAGGAGAUCAGCCUGCUCCACUCGCCGGCCAGGCUGCCCUUCUCCUUGCAGAUCUUCCUGCGGGACCACCUGAAGGUCAUCCGGGUCAAGUGCGAGGAGCUCCGAGAGGUGCCCCUCUGGGUGUUCGGGCUGCGCGGCCUGGAGGAGCUGCACCUGGAGGGGGUCUUCCCCCCGGAGCUGGCCCGGGCGGCGACCCUCGAGAGCCUCCGGGAGCUGAAGCAGCUGAAGGUGCUGUCUCUGCGGAGCAACGCCGGCAAGGUGCCCGCCAGCGUGACCGACGUGGCCGGUCACCUGCAGCGGCUCAGCCUGCACAAUGACGGGGCCCGCCUGCUGGCACUGAACAGCCUCAAGAAGCUGGCGGUGCUUCGGGAGCUGGAGCUGGUGGCCUGUGGGCUGGAGCGCAUCCCCCAUGCCGUCUUCAGCCUGGGCGCACUGCAGGAACUGGACCUCAAGGACAACCACCUGCGGUCCAUCGAGGAGAUCCUCAGCUUCCAGCACUGCCGCAAGCUGGUCACACUCCGGCUGUGGCACAACCAGAUCGCCUACGUCCCCGAGCACGUACGGAAGCUCCGGGGCCUCGAGCAGCUCUAUCUCAGCCACAACAAGCUGGAGACACUGCCCACCCAGCUCGGCAUGUGCUCUGGCCUCCGCCUGCUGGACGUCUCCCAUAACGGGCUGCACUCCCUGCCGGCCGAGCUGGGCCUCCUCCAGAACCUGCAGCACCUGGCUCUCUCCUACAACGCCCUGGAGCUUCUGCCCGACGAGCUCUUCUUCUGCCGCAAGCUGCGGACGCUGCUCCUUGGCUACAACCACCUGAGCCAGCUCUCGCCCCAGGUGGGGGCCCUUGGGGCCCUCAGCCGCCUGGAGCUCAAGGGCAACCGGCUGGAGGCGCUGCCGGAAGAACUCGGCAACUGUGGGGGACUGAAGAAGUCGGGGCUCCUGGUGGAGGACACCCUUUACGAAGGGCUGCCGGCAGAGGUGCGGGACAGGAUGGAGGUGGAGUGAAGCCAGGGAGGGGCGGGUUGCAGUAGAGUCCUUCCAGGAUGCUACCACCCUGGAAUCUCUACUGUUAUCUUCAAGGGAGGGGACCAAGUGAGCCCAGGCCAGAAGAGGAGGAGCAGACGUGCCAGGCUGGCGGAACCCAGGCAAGAUCCUGGGAUCGGUUUGCCUGGGAGGCUGUGGAUCUGGGGUGGAACAUCCUGGAGGGAUUAACUCAGUCAUAAGACUCUCAGAGCAAAACCACACCUGUGUCUUUGGCUAGCUGGCCUGCCCCCAGCCCUGGGCCAGAGCUGCUGCUCCCCCAACCCACUCCGAACAUUCUGGCUCAAUCAAUGCCACAUAUGGGGGUGGGGCUCAUCCCAAUGGGAUUUCAACCCUCUCUUCCGGACCAAAGCAUCUUAUCUCUGGGAUUCUCUCCCAAGGAGGGGACACAGACGCAAUGGACAAGCUCCCCCCUCCUCCACCCCCAACUUGGAUGUUAAUCCCCUAUUUAUAAGUUGUUUGCUAUGGACACCUGAACUCAGAAAAAUGGUUUUCAUAUUUGGCUAGGCAUCAAAAUCAACAUCACCAAAACAAAACAUCCCAGGCCCCACCCCUGAAAGACUGACUCAGGAGCUUUGCCUGGAGGCCAGGAACUUGCCGGUAAAUAUAAGCAUCCCAGGUAAUUCUGACACAGACAGUCCCAGGCCUGUGUGUUGGGAAAUGCUGACCUACAAAGUAGAUAUCUGGGUGUCUAGAGCAGGGAUUCUGAACUUUUUUUUAUUUUUUAUUUUAUUUUUUAUUUUAUUUUUUUAUUUUUGGCGGUACAUGGGCCUCUCACUGUUGUGGCCUCUCCCGUUGAGGAGCACAGGCUCUGGACGUGCAGGCUCAGCGGCCAUGGCUCACGGGCCCAGCCCCUCCGCGGCAUGUGGGAUCUUCCCGGACCGGGGCACGAACCCACGCCCCCUGCAUCGGCAGGCGGACUCUCAACCACUGCGCCACCAGGGAAGCCCCUGAACUUUUUUUUAGAUCCCUAGAUGCUUUGAGAAAUCUGACGAAAGCUGGGCACCUCCUUCCUCAGGAAAAUGCUCACGUGCACAUCCAUGAAAAGUUCUGCAAACAACUUGAGGCAAUCAACAGAUUCCCCCAGAUCCCCUAAAGGGCUGUUUAUGGACAUCCUAAGGAUCGGGGACCCCAGGUUAAGAACACCUGCUGUGGAGGGUACAUUUUUCUGAAGACAGGCUGGGACUUUGUCUUUCAAAUGUUCCCUAUGCAAGGGAGUGUAUAUCAGUGGGUGCUUAAUAAAUGAUACUAUGAGAACUAUAAUCUUGAUCCCUUCUGUCCACUCCUGUCAUAGUCUAAGACUUCGAUUCCACCAGACCAAGAACAGGCAAGUGGCGACAGUCACAUUCCAGAAUCAAGGGUAUGAGUUUAUCCUGGAAGCAGAGGCAGAGAGAGACCUCAGCUAACCAGGAGAAAUCAGGUGGCAUCGUCUGCCUAGCUUUUUUCCUGGAGAACCGCUCUUCCUCUACCUUCCCUGUUAGUCUCC
Mesoplodon densirostris (Blainville's beaked whale) is the source of this 4264-nucleotide messenger RNA. It is a transcript of the gene LRRC8E, whose product is annotated as leucine rich repeat containing 8 VRAC subunit E. The transcript has 3 exons. The record is from RefSeq and is a predicted model, not a curated record. The coding region runs from base 355 to 2742 and encodes 795 amino acids. Gene Ontology annotation, molecular function: protein binding. NCBI's taxonomy places the organism in Eukaryota, Metazoa, Chordata, Mammalia, Artiodactyla, Ziphiidae.